Molecule: messenger RNA, 717 nt
Organism: Closterium sp. Naga37s-1
Lineage: Eukaryota; Viridiplantae; Streptophyta; Zygnematophyceae; Desmidiales; Closteriaceae
Source: the annotation of a GenBank genome assembly
AUGUCCCCCUUUUCCUUCCGUCGCCCUCGGGAUAUCCCUUCCCCCUCCCGUCGCCUGUCCGCUCUCCCUCCCGUCGCCUUCGCGCUCUCUCUCCCGUCGCCUGUCCGCUCCUCCUCCCCUCGCCUUCGUGCUCUCUCUCCCGUCGCCUUUGCGCUCUCCCUCCCGUCGGCUUCGCGCCCUCCCUCCCGUCUCCUUCGCGCUCUCCCUCCCGUUGCCUAUCCGCCCUCCCUCCCUUCGCCUACGCGCUCUCUCUCCCGUCGCCUGUCCGCUCCUCCUCCCCUCGCCCUCGUGCUCUCUCUCCCGUCGCCUUUGCGCUCUCCCUCCCGUCCGCUUCGCGCCCUCCCUCCCGUCUCCUUCGCGCUCUCCCUCCCAUUGCCUGUCCGCCCUCCCUCCCUUCGCCUUCGCGCUCUCUCUCCCGUCGCAUGUCCGCUCCCCCUCCCCUCGCCUUCGUGCUCUCCCUCCCGUUGCCUGUCCGCCCUCCCUCCCCCUGCCUUCGUGCUUUCCCUCCCGUCGCCUUCGCGCUCUCCCUCCCGUCGGCGCCCUCCCUCCCGUCUCCUUCGCGCUCUCCCUCCUGUUGCCUGUCCGCCCUCCCUACCUUCGCCUUCGCGCUCUCUCUCCCGUCGCCUAUCCGCUCUCCCUCCCAUCGCCUUAGCGCUCUCCCUCCCGUCGCCUUUCUCCUUCCCCACUUCAUCUCCUAUCGCUCACGUUCCGUUGUGA